Messenger RNA from Tachysurus vachellii, 4511 nucleotides. Its product is annotated as CSC1-like protein 2. NCBI's taxonomy places the organism in Eukaryota, Metazoa, Chordata, Actinopteri, Siluriformes, Bagridae. The transcript is spliced from 24 exons. Gene Ontology annotation, molecular function: calcium-activated cation channel activity; nucleic acid binding. Gene Ontology annotation, cellular component: plasma membrane. Bases 433 to 2925 code for a protein of 830 amino acids. The record is from RefSeq and is a predicted model, not a curated record.
AUAGACGCAUAUAUUAAGCCUCCGCUCGCCGGUGUAUUUAUAUUCCUGGCGCAUCCUUUGUGUGUUUGCGGCUUCUGUGCGUCUCUUGUUAAUAAACAAAAUAAAAAAACGUGGCACGGAUCUUUUUCCUUUUCCUUUUCCCGUGAUUUUCAUGUGAUCGUUUAAACACAAGGCUGAACCGCAUAUGUGCGCGAGCGCGGUGCGGGGAUGGUGAGAGGAGACCUGCUUAUCUUCUUCAUCUUCAUCAUCGCCGCCGCUGCUGUGGAUUUGCCAGGGAUUUAUCUCUCUCUGGACGCAGGGACAGGAGCCAAGCAAUAAGCCUGAGGUGGGAAGGAGAAGGAGGAGAAAAGGAAAAAAGAAAGAAAAAAAAAAAGGAAAACAACGACAGCUUCUGCAGCAGGAUGAGGAAGUGAUCCCUCUCGUCUGCUCGUGAUGGUGAGGAUAUUUGGGGGCCCGGUCUGUGAGGGCCAGACCAACUGCUACAACAACUCCAAAGAUUAUUGUUACUCGGCCCGGAUCCGCAGCACCGUGCUACAGGGCCUGCCGUUCGGAGGAGUGCCUACCGUACUCGCUCUCGACUUCAUGUGCUUCCUGGUCCUCCUCUUCGUCUUCUCUAUUUUGAGGAAGCUGGCAUGGGAUUACGGCAGGCUGGCUCUGGUGACCGAUGCAGACAGACAGAAGAAGCGGUUCAACGGAAUGGAAGAGCGGGAAUAUGUGGCUUCAGCGUUGCAUUCAGAAACUCCGGAUCGUUACGAACGCCUCACUUCCGUCUCCAGCUCUGUGGAUUUUGAACAGCGAGACAAUGGUUUCUGCUCUUGGCUGACGGCCAUCUUUCGAAUAAAGGAUGAGGAGAUCCGUGAGAAGUGUGGUGAGGAUGCCGUGCACUACCUCUCCUUCCAGCGGCACAUCAUCGGCCUGCUGGUGGUGGUGGGCGUGCUGUCAGUGGGCAUCGUCCUGCCUGUUAACUUCUCCGGAGACCUGCUGGAAAACAACGCCUACAGCUUUGGCCGCACCACCAUCGCAAACCUGAAUUCGAGGAACAACCUGCUGUGGCUGCACACGUCUUUCGCCUUCCUGUAUCUGCUCCUCACCGUCUACAGCAUGAGACGCCACACCUCGAAGAUGCACUACAAGGAGGACGACCUGGUGAAACGCACUUUAUUUAUCAACGGCAUCUCGAAGUACGCAGAGGAGAUCCAGAUCAAACAGCACUUUGAGCAAGCCUACGAGAACUGUGUGGUGCUGGAAGCACGUAUCUGCUACAACGUGGCCAAACUCAUGGCCCUCAACGCUGAGAGGAAGAAGACUGAGCGUAGUAAGAAGUUCUUUACAGAUCUGCAGGCAAAAGAGCACAUGCCCACUAUGAUCAACCCUAAACCCUGUGGCCACUUGUGCUGUUGUGUCAUUAAAGGAUGUGAAGAGGAGGAAGCCGUGAGCUACUACACAAAGCUGGAAGCGAAACUCAAAGAGGAGUACAGAAAGGAGAAAGAGAAGGUCAACACCAAACCCCUGGGCAUGGCUUUUGUCACCUUCCAAAAUGAGGCCAUGACUGCGAUAAUCCUGAAAGACUUUAACGCAUGUCAGUGUCAGGGCUGUAUGUGUCAUCAAGAGCCACGGUCCUCCCAGUUCAGCGAGAGUCUUCACAUCUAUAAUUGGAGUGUGACCUACGCUCCUGACCCCCAGAAUGUGCGCUGGGAGCAUUUGUCUCUGGGAGGCGUUUCGUGGUGGAUCCGAUGCUUAAUCAUUAACUGCAUCCUCUUCCUACUGCUCUUCUUCCUCACAACCCCAGCCAUCAUCAUUUCCACCAUGGAUAAGUUUAAUGUUACCAAACCAGUGGAGUAUCUCAAUAAUCCCAUCAUCACCCAGUUUUUCCCCACUCUCCUUCUGUGGGCUUUCUCUGCUCUCCUGCCCACGAUCGUCUACUACUCGGGUUUCUUCGAGGCCCACUGGACUCGGUCGGGUGAAAACCGGACCACCAUGCACAAAUGCUACACGUUUCUCAUCUUCAUGGUCCUUCUGCUGCCAUCUUUGGGCCUCAGCAGUCUGGAUGUGUUUUUCCGCUGGCUUUUUGACACGCAGUUCCUAGCUGUUGCUGCUGUCCGGUUUGAGUGCGUCUUCCUCCCUGAUAACGGAGCUUUUUUCGUGAACUAUGUAAUAGCGUCUGCGUUCAUCGGGAACGCAAUGGAUCUCCUUCGCAUUCCGGGUCUUCUGAUGUACAUGAUCCGUUUGUGCCUGGCUCGAUCUGCUGCUGAGAGACGAAACGUCAAACGGCACCAGGCCUAUGAGUUUCAGUUCGGUGCAGCAUACGCAUGGAUGAUGUGCGUCUUCACCGUCGUCAUGACGUACAGCAUCACUUGCCCAAUCAUCGUGCCCUUCGGCCUGAUGUACAUGUUGUUAAAGCAUUUAGUGGAUCGUUACAAUAUGUAUUACGCUUACCUGCCCUCUAAACUCGACAAGAAGAUCCACUCCGGAGCCGUCAAUCAGGUGGUGGCCGCGCCCAUCCUCUGUCUCUUCUGGCUGCUGUUCUUCUCUACUGUACGCACAGGUUUUGUGACUCCAACAUCCAUGUUCACCUUCGUGGUGCUCAUCAUCACCAUCGUGGUUUGUCUCUCACACGUCUGCUUCGGCCACUUCAAGUAUCUCAGCGCUCACAACUACAAGAUUGACACUAAGGAGAGCGAGGUGGACAGUAUGGAGAACGGACGUCCGGCACGCUCGUCACCCACCAACAAAUCUCCGCAGCAGAUGUACAUCGCGCAGGUCCUGCAGGAUCCAAACUCCGAUGAGCCGGGAGGAGGCAGCGGUGAGGACGACGGCCAGGGAUCCUCGCAGGACGAGGAGAUGAUCAACGGAGGCAACAGCCUGAACGAGGCCGACUUCCAAUCUGGGGAAGACAGCCUCAUCGCCAACGAGGUCCGCCACUAAUACCAGCACCCAUGGAGAGAGCGAGAGAGAGGGGGGGAGAGAGAGGCGUGAAAGAUGGCAUGUGCUGGGGACUGAAGGUGGACCAGAGAUCCAUGCUUACGCUUUCCACAUGUUUGUGCAAGCUGUGUGUCAUCUCCUUCAUGCGCAGAGCUAAGUGUGUAGGUUCCUGAGGAGUUUGUCGCUUCGACGUUCACAGCUCCUCCUGCCAAAUACAUCAAGCACAAACUGCAAAUGCUGAGCAUAUAUUCACUCACACCACAUACACACAUUAUUCCUGAUGUCUGUUUUGGACCACACGCAAGUAGACACUCGCAAUUUGUGUUGCACCAAAACCGGUCGUACAAAAAUCAGUAAAUUGUGUGUGAUCUAAAAAUGUGUUUCCUCCAUCAAAGGAUUUUUUUUUUUUUUUUUUUGCUUUUUAUUUAUUCAGUUCAAAUUCUCCCUGAGGAGAAAAAAAAAGCCAAAUGGAAAUCCAGCCAAAAUAAAAAUAGCCACAGAUCUACUACAGCAAUUCGUAAGUUAUCGACAUUCACGAAGGAUUUCCAAACGCAACCGCAAGUCUUGAAAAAACACUCGGAAAAUCCAUUUCUGAAAGAGGAAAAAAAAAAAAAAGUCUGUGGAAUUUUUACUGCAGUAACUCGACACUCUCUAGGAUUUGAUCUCGUCGUCACGAAGCUCAACAUUAAAAUUACCGCUAGUUUAUAGAAUUAGUUGUGUAUUCAGAAGUUAGGAUUGCUUGCUCCAGCUGUCUUUUUUUUUUUAACCUAAGAAAACCUGGUUUAAUAUCAUCCCUAGCACACGUGCAGUAGAGAAGAGUCACGGUUUCGGUCUCCUCACCUGAAAACUAAAACAGUCGAAAAGAUCUAAGAAUAAGAAAUUCUAUUAGCGUUUAAGGUUCUAUCUUGUGGGGAAGAUGCCAUCAAAUCUCUCACCAGGGCUGUAACAUUUUGAGUUCUUAUCUAAUGGCGUCUGAUUGAACGAACCAAUAAUAUUGAGAAGUAAAUAAAAAAACAAAAAAACAACACUUUUUUUAGGAAAUGAUUCAACAACAGGUUGUUUCCAGUUAAAAACCUCGGAAUUGAUUAUUAUUCCAAUGUCUGUUCCCGUCACACCACAGCUGGUCGCUUCUUCUGGGAGAGCUUGCUAGUGGGCUAACCUGAUGACGUCAUGCUAGCUGGGAUGCUAGGCGUUCUUCAGCCCCGGUUACACUAACCUUACCUGCCGUUCUUACCUGCCGUUAAGCUACGUGAUCAACCUUCUAACGUUUCAGAAUGUUUUACUAAACCAUGUUUUCACCUUAAUGUACAGAGUCUACCGAAGUGAUCUCUUCUGUUAAUAGACGGAUAGAAGACGGAUAACGAUCGUCCGCGGCUGCCCGUCGGGCUGCUUUCAUCCUGGAUGAUGAAUCGCUUAGAAAAAUUUAGAACGUUUUUCUGGAAGUUUGGAGUCAGUUUAUAAUGCUGAGCUCACAAUGUGUUUUUUUUUUUUUUUUUUUUUUUUUUUAAAAUCUUUCACAAGAUUAGCAUGUUUGUGAUCUCACAUUUUUGGAAUUGAAGCCAAAAUAUGUGAACGUUCCUACAGUAGGG